Messenger RNA from Myiozetetes cayanensis, 1542 nucleotides. RefSeq names its product testis expressed 30 (gene TEX30). The transcript is spliced from 5 exons. Lineage: Eukaryota; Metazoa; Chordata; Aves; Passeriformes; Tyrannidae. The record is from RefSeq and is a predicted model, not a curated record. The coding region runs from base 678 to 1403 and encodes 241 amino acids.
GGCCUGUGUUCCAUUGGGACACGGGGGGUCCUGCAGCCUUGGCAACCGCCCUUCCCUUCGGAGGAGUCCCUGGAGCUGAGGAAGGCGGGGCGGGGCGGGUGUGCUACCGCCUCUGCCUUCCCCGGAGAGGCGCAUCCGUGGCUGGUGGGCGGCUGAGCCCGCCUGGGCUGGUCCCCCCGAGCAGCGGCCCGAGGGUCGGGAAGCGCGGCUGUGGCUGCUGUGCCCAUCUCCGUGUGCAGGCGCCACUGCCAUCCCCUUGUCUGGCAUCUCGCACCACUCCAGGCGGGCAGAGGCUCUGGCAGCAGCAGCAGCAGCUCGGCCAGGCCGCCGCCAGCCUCCUGCCCCUCUGCGCAGUUCCCCUGUGGGACCGCUGCCAGGGAGAGCCUCUGGGAGACAGUGGCAUGAAGUUGGGUUUCAUCCCAGCACCGGGCUAUUUGCCUUUUUGUUCUCCGAAGCUGCAGCAGGAACACGUAUGCUGUGCCGUCCAGCUCCCUUUCGUUCUGCAGAACAUCAGCUUGUUUGGUUCUGCUCCUCCUGUGGGGCUGACAUUGUCUGCAGCGUGCUAUCUCCUGUCCCUGGGGAGAGUUCAGUCCUCGACUGUAUGCAGGCUGCUGUUCCACUGAGUGGUUCCCACUUUGCAGUCUGGAGAUGUUUGCUGGGCUGUGUCUUGACGUCACAUGUUGUGGUUUAGGCUGCUAGUUAGCUCUGGAAAAGCUGGACAUAGGUACAUAGAGAAGGUUAAAGUGAAAAUACCUUUUGGAAACAAAUACCUUGAUGCUAUCUUCUCUGUCCCAGAGAAGAAAUCAACAUAUGGAGUGAUUCUUACCCAUGGAGCUGGAGGAGAUAUGAAUUUCCCUCACUUACUGUCUCUGGCAGCCUACCUGGCAUCCCACGGAGUUCUGUGCCUGCGGUUUACUUGUAAAGGCCUUAAUGUUGCUUACAGGACUAAGGCUUUCAAAGCAGUUGUGGAAUACUUAAAACUUUCUGAUGAUUAUAAACUUUAUGGAGUCUUCCUUGCAGGCCGUUCCAUGGGCUCACGAGCUGCUGCCUCUCUGAUACGUCAGCUUAGCCAGAAUGAUGAUGAUGAUGACUUCAUUCGAGGUCUCAUAUGUUUAUCUUACCCACUGCAUCGACCAAAACUUCAGUCCAAGCUCCGGGAUGAAGAUUUAUUAUUUAUCAGGUGUCCAGUGCUGUUUGUCUCAGGAUCAGCAGAUGAGAUGUGUGAGAAACAAUUGCUAGAAGGUGUGGCAAGCAAAAUGAAAGCCCCUAAAAAAAUCCAUUGGAUUGAUAAAGCCAACCAUGGAAUGGCAGUCAAAGGACGAACAACAGACGAUGUCAUGGAAGAAAUAAAUACCCAAGUUUUUUCCUGGCUUAGAGAGAAUGUUGAACUGGAGCGCAAAUAAUUUGCAGUGUUUAUGCAGUAUUUUCAUAUAGUUUUUCCUAAAUAUGGCAAAGUAAGAGUUUAUUAUUUUUGAGAGGCAUAUUUUUUAAAACAUCUUUUCAGAGGUCUCAGUGCAAAUGCAAAUAAAGCUUUGUAUGAAU